AUGACGAUCGGCUACGACCGUGUUUUACCGGUCCCACUACCUGAGCAGUGGAAUCUUCGUUAUACGUUUGCGGGCGCUAUCAUUCUAGCAGCUGUUGCAUGUGGUUCAUCGCUGAUGCUGCUGUGGAUAGCUCUUGAGGCGUGGAGCGAUUCGUCGUACCCGGAUUCGUGGUUCCAAGCACUUGGACUUGCACAGCUGAAGCAGGGUAAGGUGGUGACGCUGCUGUACCUUAAGAUAUCUAUCUCCGACUUCUUGACACUGUUCUCUUCGCGAACAGGAGGUCGGUUCUUCUUCACGAUGGCUCCUGGUCUUGUGCUUCUGAUCGGUGCGAUUAUCUCUCUGUUUGUGUCGUCUAUGGCGGCUUCGUUCUGGCACGAGUCAAGGCCUGAUGGUCUCCUGACGGAGGGCCUUGCGUGGGGUGACACGAAUAGCGAAAGGCUUCUGCCGUUGUGGGUGUGGAUCUACUGCAUCGUAUGGUGGCUUGUUCAGGACGUUGUGAAGGUGCUUUCACAUAUGUUAAUGGAGGCCGUUGAUCUAUUCGGAUGUGUGUCAGAGGCGUAUGGCGGAAAGGUCAUUGAACAGUACGUGGAGGAGGAUCCUUCCGCUGACCCGAAGCAGUCGAAAGAGCCACUGAUGUAA
Trypanosoma grayi is the source of this 639-nucleotide messenger RNA. RefSeq names its product proton motive ATPase 1. Gene Ontology annotation, biological process: regulation of intracellular pH; proton transmembrane transport. Bases 1 to 639 code for a protein of 212 amino acids. Gene Ontology annotation, molecular function: P-type proton-exporting transporter activity. Gene Ontology annotation, cellular component: plasma membrane. The transcript has a single exon. The record is from RefSeq and is a predicted model, not a curated record. NCBI's taxonomy places the organism in Eukaryota, Euglenozoa, Kinetoplastea, Trypanosomatida, Trypanosomatidae.